UCUCCCACGCCCCUGGCGCAUCCUUCUCGGGGCCAAAGUGCGCUUCUCUUCCGCAGGCUCCCGCUCCCUGCAGGUGCCCGCCCAGCGCAGUGAGGAGGUCGCUGCUCCACGUGGGGUGAGAGGUGCCUGGUGGCGCUGCACCCAUGCUUCUGUCGUGGCUAACAGGACUGGGGGCCACGCUGGUCUUCCUGCACUUGGUGCAGAAAUUCCUGUUCCCCUACUUCUGGCAGGACGUCUGCUACCUGCUGAAGGUGACAGGCUACGGAAUUCGGUUGGAGAUCUUCAGAAGAAGAGGGGAGCUGGUUACUGUGCUUGAUAAGUUCUUGAGCCACGCCAAAGCGCAGCCCCACAAACCCUUCAUCAUCUACGAGGGAGACAUCCACACCUAUCGGGAUGUGGACCGAAGGAGCAGCCGAGUGGCCAAUGUCUUCUUGACCCAUUCCACGCUGAAAAAGGGGGACACGGUGGCCCUGCUGAUGAGCAAUGAACCCGACUUUGUCCAUGUGUGGUUCGGCCUGGCCAAGCUGGGCUUCGUAGUGGCCUUCCUCAACUCCAACAUCCGCUCCAAAUCGCUCCUGCACUGCCUGAGCAGCUGCGGGCCCAAGGCCCUCGUGGUGGGCGCAGAUUUGCUUGGAACUGUAGAAGAAAUCCUGUCCAGUCUCCCGGAAGAUAUCACUGUCUGGGGCAUGAACGAUUCUGUUCCACAAGGUGUGAUUUCACUCAAGGAAAAACUGAGCACAGCGUCUGAGGAGCCGAUCCCACACAGACACCAUGCUACCGCUAUGCUGAAAGCAAAUUAUCUGUAUAUUUUCACCUCAGGAACAACAGGUCUGCCCAAAGCAGCUGUGAUCACCCAGAUGCAGGCGAUCAAGGGCUCUGCUGGAUUGUGGGCUUUUGGUUGUACUGCUGAUGACAUCAUUUAUAUAACGCUUCCUCUGUAUCACAGUGCAGGAUCUCUCCUGGGCAUUGGUGGAUGUAUUGAAUUAGGUGCCACUUGUGUGUUAAAGAAGAAGUUCUCAGCCAGCCAGUUUUGGGUUGACUGCAAGAAGUAUAAUGUGACUGCGUUUCAGUACAUUGGAGAACUUUGUCGCUACCUUUGUAAACAACCUAAGAGAGACGAUGACAAGGACCACAGGGUGCGUAUAGCCAUUGGAAAUGGUUUGCGGAGUGAUGUAUGGAGAGAAUUUUUGGACAGAUUUGGAAAUAUAAAGAUGUGUGAAUUUUAUGGAGCAACUGAAGGAAACAUUUGUUUCAUGAACCACACUGGGAAAAUCGGAUCGGUUGGGAGAACAAAUUGGUUUUACAAACUUUUUUUCUCUUUUGACUUGAUAAAAUAUGAUUUUCAGAAAGACACACCCAUUAGAAAUGAGCAGGGUUGGUGCAGUAGUGUGAAAAAAGGAGAACCUGGACUCCUAAUUGCUCAAGUGAGUGCAAAGAGUCCAUUCUUUGGUUAUGCUGGGAAUAAGAAGUACACAGAAAAGAAGUUGCUUUGUGAUGUUUUUAAAAAGGGCGAUGUUUAUUUUAACACGGGAGACUUAAUGGUGGAAGAUCAAGAUUUCCUUUACUUUUGGGAUCGGACUGGGGACACUUUCAGAUGGAAAGGAGAAAAUGUUGCAACCACAGAGGUGGGAGAUGUUAUUGGAAUGUUGGAUUUCAUACAGGAAGCAAAUGUGUAUGGUGUGGCGGUGCCAGAUUAUGAAGGAAGAGCAGGAAUGGCUUCAAUUAUUUUAAAACCAAAUAGGUCAUUAGACUUGGAAAAAGUUUAUGCUCACGUUGUAGCAUUUCUACCAGGUUAUGCCUGCCCACGGUUUUUAAGAAUUCAGGACAAAAUGGAAAGAACUGGCACCUUUAAACUACAGAAGUUUCGGCUGGUAGAAGAAGGAUUUAACGCACUGAAAAUUUCUGAUCCACUUUACUUUCUGGAUAACUUGAAAAAAUCUUAUGUUCCAUUGACCAAAGAACUUUAUGAACAAAUUAUGUUAGGGGAGAUAAAACUUUAAAAUAUUGUACAUAUAGGAUUUUCAUAUGCUUCAGUAGAAGCAGUGAGAGAGGAAGUAAUUUUUUUCAUUAUGAAAUGAGGAAAAGGAACAUUAAUUAAGCAAAUGUUAUGUUAAUCUGAAAGAAGGUUCUUUAUUAAGAAAUUUAAUAGCUUUAAGUGGUAUGAAUUUUAAUAGAUUUUUAACACAUUUUUGAACUCAGUACAUAACUAAACACUUGCCUUAAUUUUAUAAAGAUUUUAAAGUAAAUAUUUAAUAGUUAACAAUUUAGAUACUAAAAAUGUACUUCAUAAUAUUGAAAGAUUCUAGUUUUGAAUGAAUGAGUUUUACUAAAAUAUUUGAUUUUUAUGUGUCCUAUAAUUAAAUAAAAAACAUAUUCAAUUAU
Messenger RNA from Echinops telfairi (small Madagascar hedgehog), 2382 nucleotides. It is a transcript of the gene SLC27A6, whose product is annotated as solute carrier family 27 member 6. NCBI's taxonomy places the organism in Eukaryota, Metazoa, Chordata, Mammalia, Afrosoricida, Tenrecidae. Bases 144 to 2000 code for a protein of 618 amino acids. Gene Ontology annotation, molecular function: long-chain fatty acid-CoA ligase activity; long-chain fatty acid transmembrane transporter activity. The record is from RefSeq and is a predicted model, not a curated record. The transcript is spliced from 11 exons.